Molecule: messenger RNA, 1504 nt
Organism: Jaculus jaculus (lesser Egyptian jerboa)
Lineage: Eukaryota; Metazoa; Chordata; Mammalia; Rodentia; Dipodidae
Product: chitinase acidic
Biological process (GO): carbohydrate metabolic process; chitin catabolic process
Cellular component (GO): extracellular region
Molecular function (GO): chitinase activity; chitin binding
Source: RefSeq, a predicted model, not a curated record
CUUUGUGAUGACCAGGGACUCAAGCAGUGUUAAAAGCCAUUUGAGGCUGCUGGAGAAGUUCUGAAGGCGACAAUGGCCAGGCUCAGCCUUCUCACUGGUCUGGCCCUCCUGUGGAAUUCUCAGCUGGGCUCUGCCUACCAGCUGGUGUGUUAUUUCACAAACUGGGCCCAGUAUCGGCCAGGCCUGGGGAGUUUCAAGCCUGACAACAUUGAUCCCUGCCUGUGUACUCACCUGAUCUAUGCCUUUGCUGGGAUGUGGAACAAUGAGAUCACCACUGUAGAAUGGAAUGAUGUGACCCUCUACAAAGCUUUCAAUGACCUGAAAAACAGGAACAGCCAACUGAAAACUCUCCUGGCAAUUGGAGGCUGGAACUUUGGAACUGCCCUUUUCACUGCCAUGGUCUCCACGCCUGAGAACCGCCAAACUUUCACUGCCUCGGUCAUCAGAUUCCUGCGCCAGUAUGGUUUUGAUGGGCUGGACCUAGACUGGGAAUACCCUGGCUCUCGUGGAAGUCCUCCUCAGGAUAAGCAGCUCUUCACUGUCCUGGUGCAGGAAAUACGUGAAGCUUUUGAGCAGGAGGCCACUGAGAGCAAGAAGGCCCGGCUAUUGGUCACCGCCGCCGUAGCUUCUGGCAUUUCCACCAUCGAGUCUGGCUAUGAGAUCCCCCAACUGUCCCAGUACCUGGACCUCAUCCAUGUCAUGACAUAUGACUUCCAUGGCUCCUGGGAGGGCUACAGUGGAGAGAAUAGUCCCCUCUACAAAUUCCCAACUGACACUGGCAGUAAUGCCUACCUCAGUGUGGAUUAUGUCAUGAACUACUACUGAAAGACUAACGGGGCCCCAGCUGAGAAACUCAUUGUUGGAUUCCCAGCCUAUGGACACACCUUCAUCCUGAGAGACCCUUCCAAAACUGAAAUUGGUGCCCCUACUUCUGGUGCUGCCCCUGCUGGGCCCUAUACCAGGCAGUCUGGGUUCUGGGCCUACUAUGAGAUUUGCACCUUUCUGAAUAAGGGAGCUACUCAGGCCUGGGACGCCCCCCAGGAAGUGCCGUAUGCUUAUCAGGGCAACGAGUGGAUUGGCUAUGAUAAUGUCAAGAGUUUCAAUAUCAAGGCUCAGUGGCUUAAACAGAAUAACUUUGGAGGUGCCAUGGUUUGGGCCAUUGAUCUGGAUGACUUCACUGGCUCUUUUUGCAACCAAGGCAAGUUCCCGCUGAUCUCUACGCUGAAGAAAGCCCUUGGCCUAACCAGUGAAAAUUGCACUGCCUCUGAUCUGCCCAGUGAGCCAGUAACUUCUCCCCCGAGCUCUGGGAGUGGGAGUGGGGGCUCUGAGAAGAGUGGAUUCUGUGCUGGCAAAGCUGAUGGCCUCUACCCAGUGGAAGAUAACCAAAGAGCCUUCUGGAACUGCCUGAAUGGAAUCACAUACCAGCAGCACUGCGAGACAGAGCUUGUCUUCAACCCCAGCUGCAAUUGCUGUAACUGGCCUUGAUGAUCCUGACCUCUGUCAC